AUGACUCACUGUCAAUCUCAUUGCAGUCCAGUGCUUAAAAAUUAUCAGCCAGUCCUCUCGCUGAUUUUUGCCAUUCGUGAGAUCAAUAAGAACCCCAAACUUUUGUCUAAUGUCUCUCUGGGUUUCAACAUCUAUGACAACCUGUUUGAUGCACGCAGCACAUAUGAGAGCUUGCUGGACCUACUGUUCACACAACAAAUGAAUGGAAUUAAUAAUAAUAAUAUGAAUGAGGAUGUGUUGUCUGUCAUUGGAGGUCUCACUGUAGAAGAUGCCAACCAACUGGCCACCAUCUUGGAUCAAUACAAGAUUCCUCAGCUCACUUAUGGUGCGUAUGACACAACACUCAAGGGUAAAACUAAUUUCCCUUCCCUCUACCGGAUGACUCCAAGUGAAACCAUUCAGCCCAAUGCAAUUGUCCAGCUGCUCCUACAUUUCAAAUGGACAUGGGUUGGCCUCUUUGUUUCAGAUGAUGACGACGGAGAAACAUUUUUGCAGAUUUUAACACCUCUACUUGCCCACAAUGGCAUUUGUGUUGCCUUCUCACACAGGGUAGAAAACCUAAAACGUGAUUCAGAAAAAGACGUGUCAAAAAUAGGGUUGCUACUUUUAAGAGAUGUCAAUGUGCUUGUUGUCAGUGGAAAUUCCCGCUCUCUUUGGAAUUUAAUAACCAAAAUAGAGCAUGCUGAGUUCUUCAAGACUGACAACUUUGCAAAAGUUUGGAUUAUAACUGCUCGGUGGGAUUUCACCCAACAACGUUUCUUCAGAUUUCCUACAGCUACUUUCAGUGGCACCUUGUAUUUCUCAGCCCACAGAGAUCCAGUGCCAGAAUUCCAUGAUUUUCUCAAGAACAUAAAGCCUGAUCCAUCACUGAUGCACUUCCUUUGUAUAUUCUGGCGAUUUCUAUUUACCUGUACUUUUCCCAAUGAAAACUUUGCACAUUGUGAAUAUGGGAAAAGGUGUACAGGAAAGGAGGAACUGGAAACAGCAUCUGUGAUUAUGUUUGAGAUAGAUAUGACUGGGGAGAGCUAUAGUGUCUACAAUGCUGUCUACGCUAUAGCACAUGCUUUACAUUCCAUUCAUGGGUCAAGACAAAGAACAAGGCUGCAAGGAGGCACAACAAAUGUUCAGCCAUGGCAGCUCCAUGCUGCCCUGAAAAGCAUCUGCUUCAAUAAUGGUGCUGGACAUGAAAUCUUGAUUGAAAAUGGAGAGGUUUCAUCUGGUUACUAUGAUAUCUUCAACUGGUUUGUUUUCCCCAAUCACUCUGCUCUGAGAGUUCAGGUACCACCACAGUCGAAGUGUGUCGAGGGCUGCCAUCAGGGACACAGCAAGAUAGUUCGGAAGGAGGAACCACCUUGCUGUUAUGACUGUGCUCUGUGUCCAGAAGACAUGAUAGCCAAUGAGACAGAUGCAGAUAAGUGUGUCCAGUGCCAAGAAGAUCAAUAUUCCAAUAUGAACAAAAAUGAAUGUAUUUACAAGUCUAUCACCUUCCUAACCUAUGAGGAGCCAUUGGGGAUUGUUUUAAUUUUCAUAGCUCUUUCCUUUGCUGUGGUCACAGGUAUGGUGAUAUACACCUUUAUGAAGAACUGGAAUACCCCCAUUGUCAAAGCCAACAACCAGAACAUUACCACCACUCUUCUCAUCUCCAUCCUGCUUUGCUUCCUUUCUUGCUUGCUCUUCAUUGGCAAACCUGGGAAGGUGACUUGCCUUCUACGGCAAACAGCCUUUGGCAUCAUAUUCUCGGUUGCAGUUUCUUCUGUGCUGGCAAAGACCAUCAUUGUGAUCCUGGCCUUUCUGGCCACAAAGCCAGGCAACACAAUGAGGAAAUGGCUAGGGCAGAAGGUGGCAAAUGCUGUUGUUCUCUCCUGCUCCCUCAUCCAAGUAGGCAUUUGUACUGCUUGGCUGUCAGUCUCUCCUCCAUUCCCAGAUCUUGACACACACUCUCUGGCUGGACACGUCAUCGUUGAAUGCAAUGAAGGUUCAAUCACCAUGUUCUACAGUGUCCUUGGCUACCUGGGCUUUUUGGCCAUCAUCAGCUUCACUGUCGCUUUCCUCGCCAGAAAGCUGCCUGAUUCUUUCAACGAAGCCAAGUUCAUCACGUUCAGUAUGUUGGUGUUUUGCAGUGUCUGGGUCUCCUUUAUUCCAGGUUAUCUGAGCACAAAAGGGAAAUACAUUGUGGCAGUGGAGGUGUUUGCCAUCUUGGCUUCCAGCACUGGCCUCUUGGCUUGCAUCUUCUUCCCCAAAUGCUAUAUCAUUGUUCUAAGACCUGAUCUAAACAGCAGGAAGCAACUAACAGGAAAAGGGAAUUGA
Molecule: messenger RNA, 2307 nt
Organism: Podarcis muralis (Common wall lizard)
Lineage: Eukaryota; Metazoa; Chordata; Lepidosauria; Squamata; Lacertidae
Source: RefSeq, a predicted model, not a curated record